GGAGGGAGCUUCGUCAGGAGGCGAUGGCGGUACCGCCGUGACAUCACCCCGCGGCUUAUAUAGUUGGGGAAGGGUCUGGGUCCCCCGUCUGGUGCCUGCAGCCGCCCGUCAGCACGCGUGCGGAGGGCGAGGAGCGGCGGGGCUCUGUCUGUCUCUGUCUCUCUGUCUCUGUCCCUCUCUCUCUCUGUCUCUCCCUAGGAUUUAUGGACUUUACUUUCUAGAGGGCGGCGCGGCAAGGAUGAGAGUGCAGCUGGUGUGCGUGGUGCUGCUGGCCCUGGCCUCCUGCAGCCUCUGCUCGGAUUCAGAAGAGGAAAUGAAAGCAUUAGAAGCAGAUUUAUUGACCAAUAUGUACACAUCAAAGAUUAACAGAGCAAAACUUCCUUAUUGGAAGGUGACCCUGCUAAAUGUCUGCAAUCUUGUCAACAACAUAAACAACCAAAUGGGGGAAACAGUAGAGGUAGAUGAGGAGGAUCUGGUUCCAGGAAGACAGUUCCCUGCUGCUCUGGAUGGCUUCAGCUUGGAAGCAAUGCUGACAGUAUAUCAACUCCAAAAAGUUUGCCACAGCAGAGCUUUUCAGCACUGGGAGUUACUACAGCAAGAUGCUUUUGAUCUGGAGAACUCAAGCCAAGAAAAAGAAAUCAUGAAGAGAAAAAAUCCCUAUAUUCUGAAACGGCAGCUACAUGUGAACAAAGCUAGAAGACCAUACAUACUCAAGAGAAGUUCAUAUUACUGAUGCAGCAGAAGAAAACAAUGUAUAUUUAGUUCAUAGGUAACUGUGCAUUAUGGUUAUCUUAUCUAAAUCUAAAAUCAUACUUGUGUGAAAAUAUACUCUGGAAAAUCAAGAUGAUAACAUAGCUGUGUCUUUUUUGCAAUUGCUGUUUCUUGAUUGUGGAUUUUUCCUACUUGAGAUAAUUGGACUAAUACAAUUAUUUGCAAAUAAAACUAGUUUUUAAGCAUGAUGUAUUGUACAAAACUGAGAUUUCAACAUGCUUUCAAACAAUCUUGUAGUCUUUUCGAGUUUUAUAAAGCACACCAACUUAACACCAAGUAAACUGAUAUUGUCCAUAAAUCCUACUGAGAACCUUACAGCUUCUUAAUGCAACACCUCAAACAUGUAAACGUUCCCAAAAUUCUAGAAUAAUAUAGUAGUAAGAAGUGCCACAGUAUUUUAUGUUUUGACUAGUUUAAUUUAUUAGGAAUAGGUUUAAGGAAGACAAGGAUAAACUAUUAAAUGGCAAUUUCAAAAUGAAUAUUUUAAAUAGCUUGCUUUUAAGUGAAUUUUGAAUUUUUGAUUUCUAAUCUAUGAAUGCUCAGGAAAAACAAAAACCAAGAAAUUUGGUGAAGUGUUUGAAAGAUUAAUUGAAAAUAGAACAUCUUAAAAUUACUAUUAAAAGGCAUUUCCUUUCCCUCCUUCCACAAAUCUGUAUAAAACAGGAAGUUUCAGAGUUGAAAACAGUCUUGGAAGCUAACAGAGAGGGAGGGUCACAGCAUGGGAAAAAAUGUUUCCAAGCCAUGAGGAAUCAACUGUUGCCUGAAAGUUACACAUUUUCCAGUUCCGUGUUUGUGAUGUGUGCACGAGAUUUGGGAUAUCAAUGAUUCUGGGUUCCAGUUUAGAGGAAAAGUCUGAAUGGACUGGGGCCCACAACAACCAUGAAAAGUGAAGGAUAGUCCAAGACCUGUGAAGCCUGGAUGCUCAGACCAGAAGGCAAAAGUGGGACAGACAUUGCUUUUGAAAACUUACCUGUUUCCUGUUUGAUGUAUUUCCUCAAAGCAGUUCUCCUCCAACAAAUAGUCACACCAUCACCCCUCCACAAAAAAAAAAAAAAAAAAAAAAAAAAA
Molecule: messenger RNA, 1839 nt
Organism: Zonotrichia albicollis (white-throated sparrow)
Lineage: Eukaryota; Metazoa; Chordata; Aves; Passeriformes; Passerellidae
Gene: NTS
Product: neurotensin
Cellular component (GO): axon terminus; extracellular region
Molecular function (GO): neuropeptide hormone activity
Source: RefSeq, a predicted model, not a curated record